Nyctereutes procyonoides (raccoon dog) is the source of this 9008-nucleotide messenger RNA. RefSeq names its product SEC16 homolog A, endoplasmic reticulum export factor (gene SEC16A). Gene Ontology annotation, cellular component: endoplasmic reticulum exit site; ER to Golgi transport vesicle membrane. The coding region runs from base 424 to 7494 and encodes 2356 amino acids. Gene Ontology annotation, biological process: Golgi organization; COPII vesicle coat assembly; autophagy. The record is from RefSeq and is a predicted model, not a curated record. The transcript has 32 exons. Lineage: Eukaryota; Metazoa; Chordata; Mammalia; Carnivora; Canidae.
CACGUCGGCGGCGCGGCGGCCGGAGCCGGAUGUGCCAAGAUGGCUGCUGCGGCUGCCGGGUCUCUGCUCGUCGCCACAGCCGGGCCGGCUUCCACCCGCGGCUCCUGAGGGGUUGGCCCAGGGGUCGCGGAGGGGCCGGGAGGGAGCCUCGGGCGCCCUGUGGCGCGCCGGAUUGAACAUUAACUUGUAUGAGAAGUAUGAUAUGUAAUCUUAAGAGAGGAGUUGGCUGUUUCUGGAUCUGGUGAUAAUUUACAGGAGAGAUCAGUGUAGCUGGAAGUAAAUCAGACCAGCAGUUAGGUUGUGCUUCAUCUGUGUCCAUGUGGUGGGGGCAUCACAGAGGCAUCAGGCAUUCCAGUUCAAAUUAAGGAAACCCUAUAUCCUGCUUCUUUCUGUAAGUGGAUCUAAUUGUGCAAAAGAUCAGUCAUGCAGCCACCACCCCAGGCAGCCCCAUCAGGCGUGAUUGGGCCACCUCCAGCUGGGACUCCUCAGAGCAUGUUCUGGUCCAACAGACCAUAUAGGAGACAGGCAAAUAAUAACACACCCGUGACUCCAAUAACUUGCCCACUGCAGCCGGUGACGGAUCCAUUUGCUUUUAGUAGACAGGCGCUACAAAGCACAUCGUUGGGCAGUUCAUCCAAAAGCAGCCUGCCCAUUUUGCAAGGCCCGGCCCCAGCAGCGUUCCCUCAGCGCCCUGGUCUGCCUGUGCCUCACACAAAUGCUGGGGAUACUCCCCAAGGACCUGUGUCACAGCCCAGAGCAGAUGGUGGUCUGUUUUCCAGUGUGUUGACCCCUUCAGCACCAUUGGAGUCAGAGUUGAACCGGAGUGCCGACGGUGCUCCCAGCUCAGAACCCGAAGUUCAGACUCUGCCGUGUCCUCAGUACAUUCCAGGAGUGGGUCCUGACGGUUCCCACGGGGGGCAUCCACCCAUAAACCUGCCUGGGCCUGAUAGGCCCCUGAGUACGCAGAACCCGCACGAUGAUGCUCCGGCGUUAGCACCGCCCCCUUUCAUCCCUCAGCCUCAUCAGCCGACGCCAGGCCAGUGGGGGCCAGGGCAGAGCAGUCCACAACCCUCAGGUCAGCACUACUGGCCCCGCCCAGAAGGACCUGUUCAGAAUGCGGUGCCCCAUGCCUCCAGUGUUCCUCAUUUCCCUGCUCCGUCCAACCCGCACCAUGGUCCUGGCCACGAGCAGCUCAACCCACUGAUGCCUUUGCCAGGGCCCUUAGCCAGUGACGGAAGCAACGAGGCAGCCUACCUGCAAAGUGGAAACCACUCAACAAGUAACUUUGAUCCUGAAAAUGCAUUCAGGCAAAAUUCUCAAGCUGGGAAUACUCGGGUGAGCCAGGAGCUCAGGCCAAGUCCAGGAGUGAAUAAAGAGCAGUUGCCAGACCUUGCUCUCAUUAAUCCCCUCACUCAGGGAAAUAGCCCAGAAAGCCAUUUGCACUAUCCCCCGGGGGCUGGGACCAGCCGGGCCCUGCCAGAAGUGGACUCGGGAGCUCUCUCUAUGUUUUUCCAAGGUGGGGAGGCAGAAAAUGAGGAGAACCUCUCAUCUGAAAAAAUAGGCUCUGCUGGUCAGUGUGACUUCGAUGGCUUCUCCCCCAGUCCUGCACUCGGUCAUGCUCCUGCCCAUAUGGGAGCAGGUAGCAUUUACCAGGCCUUUCCCAAAGGUUCCAGCAGUGAGGCCACGCAGCCAGGAGGGCAUCCACAACCUUAUUUUUCUCAGUCUGCAGGUGCCCAGCCUGAUAGACCCACCACAGCAAAUGCUGCCGUCACCCUGUGGGGCAGCACAGCCAAUGCAGGUACGCACGCUGCCAGUAGCUCACAAUCUGAGAACGUGGAGGACCUUGAAUUCAUUCAGAAUCAGGAAGUCCUGCCAAGUGAGCCCCUGAGCUUGGACCCUUCCACCCUGAGUGAUCAGGUCAGAUAUGGGCCCCUUCCCAGGCCAGCCAUCCCCAGGCUCAGUGUUGUGGGCCUUGCUGGAGGCGGGGGCCCAAAUCUCGAGGCACCGGAUUCAGCACCGCACCCUGUACGAUCUGAUAGCCUGUCAUCCAGUUACAGCAGCAAGAGCCACAGGAAUCCUUCGAGUGCAGCCAGGCCCCAAGAAUUGGUAGGUACUUUCAUUCAGCAAGAAGUUGGAAAACCUGAAGAUGAGUCUUCGGGAAGUUUUUUUAAGCAAAUAGAUUCUUCUCCUGUGGGAGGUGAGACAAACGGGACCACCAUGAGCCAGAAUCACCACAGCAGCCUGUCUCAGCCCUCAACCCCCAGCCCCCCAAAACCCACUGGGAUAUUUCAGACAAGUGCAAAUAGUUCAUUUGAACCAGUGAAAUCCCACUUAGUUGGAGUAAAACCAGUUGAGGCCGAUCGGGCCAAUGUGGUGGGUGAGGUGAGAGGAACCGCUGUCUACCAGAAGCAGCGCAGACCCACUGCUGCCCCACCUGACACCUCCCCUGGCAACCUGGAGCAGCCGCCAGACAACAUAGAGACCCUGUUCACACUCCAGGCCUGUUCUCCGCCCUUUACUGUACCUGUGGAGGCCGGGCCUGGGCUCGUGCACACCACUGGACCACCCUUGGAAACUGUGCUUCUGGCAGCUGAGAAAAGGCCUUUGGCUAGAGCCCAGGGAGCUGUGAAGUGUGAGAGCCCAGUGACGACGUUGUGGGCGCAGAACGAGCUGCCAGAUUUUGGAGGCAACGUCCUUCUAGCCCCAGCUGCUCCUGCGUUGCAUGUGCCUGUGAAACCACAGCCAUCUGAAGUGAUUCAGCCUCCAGAUGAGGGCGUGUCUGCUCCGCAGGCCCGGCAGCCAGGCUCCGGCCUCCCUCUGCAGAGUGGGGACAGCAUCGGUGCUUCUGAGAACCUCGAGAAUCCUCCCAAGAUGGGAGAAGAGGAGGCCCUCCCGUCACAGGCAAGUUCUGGCUAUGCCAGUCUGUUAUCCUCACCACCCACUGAAUCUUUGCAGAAUCAACCAGUCUUGAUCGCCCAGCCUGAUCAAAGCUAUAAUUUGGCUCAGCCCAUUAACUUUUCUGUGUCCUUAUCAAGUCCUAAUGAGAAGAAUCAGCCCUGGAGAGAUGCUUUGAUUGGGGAUAAACCCUCCACAAGCAGCCGGGCUGUGGGGGGUGACUCUGGAGACAGCGCUCCUGUGUCUGGGAUCACGGCUGGCUCUCUCACCCGCUCGCCUCUGCCCAGCAGUCUCAUGCAAAGUAGUUUUCCACAAGUUCCUGGCACUUUGGAAAUAGUUUCUAAUCAACCUGCUAAUUUGCUGGUUCAGCCACCACCUCAUCCAGUUCCAAAGAACUUGCUUCCAGAAAACCAAAAGAUUCAUAAUGUGGAGAAUGUUCUUCCUGAGUUGGUCAGUAGCCCUGCUGGAAGCAUAGGCAUGAUGUUAGUGCCACCUGCAAAUGCUACCUCAGUACCUGCUGGUAAUAAGGCAGAUCACUCCAGUAAUCGGGAAGAAACUGCCGGAGCCCUAGACUUUGCGCCUAAUAGGACUUUGGAAAAUCCUCUAAGAAUGUAUAGCCCGUCCCAUUCUGACAGCUCUGCUUGUCCACACACUGUCAGCAGUCAUCCUAGACAACCAGGGCCUGGGCCACAUAACCCAGACUAUUUCUACCAACAGGUGACAAAAGAUGCUCAGGACCAGUGUGGCCUAGAGAGAGCCCAGCAGGAGCCCGCACCGCCUCCCCCACAAGGGCCCAAAGCAGCAUGUUCAGAACCUUCAAACCCAGGAAGUCCACCCAUACAGGGACAGCCCCAAAACUCGGUCCCACCACCUGCAAGUCCAGCUCCGGCUGACACGGGUCAGCAGUUGCCACCACCGCGGCCACCUCGGUCCUCCAGCGCAUCUGUUGUGUCCACCAGCUCGAGCCAGGCAGCUGUGCGGUCGGACCAGCACUGGCUGCAGCCACCGCCUCCAGACUUGGCAUCUUAUUAUUAUUACAGACCCCUGUACGAUGGCUACCAGUCCCAUUACCCAUCGCCCUACCCGCCGGAUCCUGGCACGGUCUCCCUCUAUUACCAGCAGGACAUCUACGGCCUGUAUGAGCCCAGGUACAGGUCCUACGAUAGCGUGGCGCCUGCUUAUGCUGACAGCUACCGCUACCCCGAGCCUGAGCGACCCAGCUCCCGAGCAAGUCACUGCUCAGACCGGCCACCUGCCAGGCAGGGGUACCCCGAAGGUUACUACAGUUCCAAAAGUGGAUGGAGCAGUCAAAGUGACCGCUAUGCAGAUUGUUACUCCAGCCAGUAUGAUUAUGGAGACCCAGGUCGCUGGGAGCGGUACCACUAUGGUUCCAGAUUCCGGGAUCCCCGCACCUGUGACCGGAGGUAUUGGUAUGAUGCUGAAUACGAUCCGUACAGGAAAGAAAGCUAUGCUUAUGGCGACAGGACCGAGAGGUAUGAUGACCCCUGGAGAUAUGACCCUCGCUUCACUGGCAGUUUUGACGAUGACCCCGAGCCCCACAGGGACCCUUACGGGGAAGACGUGGACAGGCGCAGCGUGCACAGCGAGCGCUCGGCCCAGAGUCUGCGCAGCAGCUUCAGCUCCCACUCCCGUCAGAGUCAGGUUUACAGAAAUCAUGGUGUGACUGCUGCUUCCUACGAGGCCCCGCCUCCCCCCGGCUCCUUGCCUGGCGAUUAUGCCUACGGCGCCUAUGGCAGCAAUUUUGGCAGUGCGCAGGGCUUCCCAGAGUACAGCUACCCUGCUGAAGGUGGCUGGCCUGCCACGGAGCAAGCUCCAUCAAGACCAACUUCCCCGGAGAAGUUCUCCGUGCCUCAUGUCUGUGCCAGGUUCGGUCCUGGGGGGCAGCUCAUUAAAGUGAUCCCAAAUCUGCCUUCCGAAGGACAGCCUGCGCUGGUUGAGAUUCACAGCAUGGAGACCUUGCUGCAGCACACGCCGGAGCAGGAGGAGCUGCGCUCGUUCCCAGGACCGCUUGGCAAAGAUGAUACCCAUAAGGUGGAUGUUAUUAAUUUUGCACAGAAUAAAGCUACAAAAUGUUUGCAGAAUGAAAAUUUAAUUGACAAAGAGUCUGCAAGUCUUCUUUGGAAUUUUAUCGUUCUCUUGUGCAGACAGAAUGGGACUGUGGUGGGAACAGACCUUGCGGAGCUUUUGUUACAAGACCACAAAACUGUGUGGCUUCCUGGGAAGUCACCCAACGAGGCCAACCUGAUUGAUUUUACUAACGAGGCUGUGGAGCAAGUGGAGGAGGAGGAGUCUGGGGAGGCCCAGCUCUCGUUUCUCACUGACAGCCAGGCAGCCAGCAGCAGUGCUCUUGAGAAGGAGACCGAGAGGUUCCGGGAACUGCUGCUAUAUGGCCGCAAGAAGGAUGCUUUAGAGUCUGCGAUGAAGAAUGCCUUAUGGGGUCAUGCUCUGUUACUUGCAAGUAAGAUGGAUAGCCGGACACACGCCCGCGUCAUGACCAGGUUCGCCAACAGUCUUCCCAUCAAUGACCCUCUGCAGACAGUGUACCAGCUGAUGUCAGGGCGGAUGCCUGCCGCAUCCACGUGUUGCGGAGAUGAGAAGUGGGGAGAUUGGAGGCCACAUCUUGCUAUGGUUUUGUCCAACCUGAGCAGCAAUGUGGAUGUGGAGUCCAGGGCGAUGGCCACCAUGGGUGACACUCUGGCUUCAAAAGGUCUCUUAGAUGCUGCACACUUUUGCUACCUCAUGGCCCAGGUCGGAUUGGGAGUUUAUACAAAGAAAACCACAAAACUCGUCUUAAUUGGAUCGAACCACAGUUUGCCGUUUUCAAAGUUUGCAACCAAUGAAGCUAUUCAGAGGACAGAAGCCUAUGAAUAUGCCCAGUCUCUUGGGGCACAGACCUGCUCCUUCCCCAAUUUCCAGGUGUUCAAGUUCAUCUACUCGUGCCGCCUGGCUGAGAUGGGGCUGGCCACACAGGCCUUCCACUACUGCGAGGUCAUUGCCAAGAGCAUCCUGCUGCAGCCCCACAAGUACUCGCCCGUGCUCAUCAGCCAGCUGGCUCAGAUUGCGUCCCAGCUGCGGCUCUUUGACCCACAGCUGAGAGAGAAGCCGGAGGAGGAGUCCUUUGUUGAGCCUGCCUGGCUGGCCCAGCUGCACCGCGUGGACAAGCAGGUCAAGGAGGGUGCCACAGUGUGGAGUCAGGAUGGGACCUUCCCCCAGCGCUGCCCCAGCACACCGAGCUCCGAGGCAGGGCACUACGAUGGCCCAGCGCUUGCCCAGCCAGGGGGCCCGGGCACCAGCAAUCCGCUACUGGCGCCGCCCUUGUCCAGCGCUGAGCACUUUGGCCAGGGUGUGCGGCUGCUGCCUUCAGCUCCGUCAACGCUCCCUGCCAGCCAGUCAGCCGUCCCUGCCAGGGUGCCACUGUUCCCGGUGCUGCCACCUGAGGGCCCUGUUGAGCUGGGGCCUGGCUGUGGACCCCAAGGGGCUGCCCUUGGCUUUCCAGAGCCCUCUGGGCCUGACCCUGUGGCUCCGUACCUGGGGCCUGGCCUGCCACCUGGUGUGCCACCUCUGCAGGGAAGUGAGCAGGAGGCCAGGACCCAGGACCCAGGGGUGUUGCCACCAGAGGCGCUUGGUAGAAACUCACUUCUGGAGCUGAGAGAAGAGGGUUUUGGUGGAAAAUUUGCUAAUCUGGGCCCCUCCAGGAUGUCCCAGGACUCUGAGGUCCCUCCAGGGUGGGAGUGUGCCAGCUCAGGUGCUCUGCAGCCGCCACUGACGUCCGCUCCCGAAGUGAAGAGACCUACACAAGCAGCCAGGAAAGAGGCCAAGGAGCCUAAGAAGAGUAGUGAAUCCUGGUUCUUCCGUUGGCUCCCGGGGAAAAAAAGGACAGAAGCUUAUUUGCCAGACGACAAGAACAAAUCGAUCGUCUGGGAUGAAAAGAAGAACCGGUGGGUGGAUGUAAAUGAGCCGGAGGAGGAGAAGAAGGCUCCGCCCCCCCCACCAGCCUCGCUCCCCAAGGUUCCGCUUGCUGGGCCCCCUGGUCCUGGAGGGCCCCCGAGGGCCUCUGUGAACAUGUUUUCUAGGAAAGCAGCAGCUGGAGCCAGAGCACGCUACGUGGACGUUUUAAACCCAGGGGGCCCUCAGCGGAGCGAGGCAGCUCCUGCUCCUGCAGAGUUUUUUGCUCCUCUUGCCCCGCUCCCGAUUCCUCCUCACUUGUUUGGACCAAAUGCAGACGCAGAGGAAGCCCCGCCCGCAGAGGGUGCCGCAGGGGGUUCGGCCAACCCAGAACCUGCCUCAGAGCCCCAGGUGUUUAGCUCGGCGGCGGCACUCCCCGGUCCUGAGCUCCCACCUGCCCGCGAGGACAGCUCCCAAGGAGGGGAGCUUUCACGCUGUAGUUCAAUGAGUUCAUUAUCACGUGAAGUAAGCCAGCAUUUUUAUCAGGCUCCCAGCGACCACGCCCCCACAGGGGGCGUCCCCGGGCCGGCCGUGCCCUUCUACAGCCAUGCUCCGUUUGCACAGGCCUCUGCCACCUCGGGAGGCUCAAGGAUGGGGAGGACUGGCCAGAGGAAGUACCCAGUGUUGAGCUAGGAGAGUCCCCAUCCUGGAGCCGUAUCCUGAAGCCUGAAAUCCUUAUGAUGCUCCACCAAGAACUUCAACAGACCACCUGCAGCAUCCCUGUGUUCCUGGAUGGGCAGCUGUGUCUCCACGUGACAUAGUUGCUCUUCCUCCACCGCUUCUGUCCCUGAAGGAUGGCCCAAGUCAGGUGCAGCUCCAGAAGGACGCUGGCUGGGACGGGAGCUCUCUGGCUCUGUCAUUUUUUACCUAGCAGUGACUUAAGGGUCAGACAGGCUCAGUUGUGGAAGAGUGUCAUGCUGGGUGGGGCUGGAGGCAUUUUUGUUACAGGAAGGACUUCGCUCUUGAGGAACCCGGGUGUCUCUGAGAACCUAACCAUGCACAGUGAACAGCGAGCCUUGGGCCCAGAGGAGGCUCCGCUGCCCGCCUGUGGCCCUGGGAGGUCCUUUCUGCAUCAAAGCCCUCAAGGAAAUGUGGACUUGGUUUAGUAAGAAUUCGGUUAGCUUUUGAGGGAGGCCCGAAUCGCUGAAGUGCAUCUCCAUCCGGUAGCAAAGACGUUUCCAGCUUCUUCUGUCUGUGUCCCACACAACCCAGGGGGACUGGCUUUGCCCGUGCACGAGGGGCGACCCUGUCUUUCCCACCCAGGACCAGUCCAUGUUAACCCACCGGUACUAAAACUGUCACCACAACAAAUCUGAUUUGGGUUUUUUCCGUAUGUGAGUAGUGGGAUUAGGUUCCUCGGGGAACCGCUAGGGAUGGCCACGCUGCCUGUGCCAGAGUCACGACUGGUCCUCACGGUGCGAUCCACUUGCCUUGCUUUCUCAGGGGGUGGUGACAUCUUGAAGAGAGGGGUGGAAAAUACUUCUUGACUCGUGCUCUGCAUCUAAGGCUCUGCCUCUGUUCUACCCACCUCAGCAUCUUCUGCAGGCAGCGUGCUACUGCAGUCACAGGAAACCAGAAGGGAGAGCCCUCCCCCUGGACUCCAAGCUUUACGGCUUCAUCGACUGUUCCUGAAAUUACUCACAUUCUUGUUAGGUCUGAAGAGACUGCAGAAAAGAUUUAAAUAUUUAUAAGAAUCAUUAGGAAAUAAUUUCUGUAGGUUCUGCUGGGGAACGUAGUUUGCUUGGUGUUUUAAAUCUGAGUACAGAAAUGGUAAAAACGUGGAAUUCGUGCAGGCCUCCCCAUUUCCCCGGGUCCCUGGGUCAUCCAGGAAAGGCCACUGAAGGUUUCUCGUGUGUCGCCUACGGGCAGGCUCAAUACAUCUGUUCCUGUCACUUUGAGAGAGUCCGGGUUGAAGGGGCAGCAUCCUUGCGUCCCUUGGUGCGCAGUGGGGGUCCUGGGCCCCCAGACCUUCCCGGCACCCUCGGCAGCCCCCCAUCUGGCCUGCCCACCGUUGUCUGCGCCGACUUCCACCGACUUUUGGUUCAAGAAGCUCCCUUCCGGCCCGGCGGGAGCUGUUAUUUUCCUAAGUGCAAAUUGUUACACUGCAAAUUGGUAAAUAAAGUAUUUUGCGCUCGCAGGCGCUAUCA